AUGCAGCUCAUGUCGACGGCCGCGGCCAACGACGUGACGGCGGAGCCCCUAGAGGUCGUCGGCGGCGGCGUGAUGGAGUGGCGCCGUGACCGCGACCGCCACCUGCACCUGCACUCAGCGUACGUCACGCCCGCCGGGCGCGGCCCCAACGGCCCCAUGAGCACCGCCGAGGUGCUUAACCUGGCGGGCGUGCUGACUAAGCAGUCGCUGCCGAUCCACUACAAGGUCUCGACCGACCACGGGAAGACCCUCUGA
Monoraphidium neglectum is the source of this 255-nucleotide messenger RNA. RefSeq lists its product as hypothetical. The record is from RefSeq and is a predicted model, not a curated record. Lineage: Eukaryota; Viridiplantae; Chlorophyta; Chlorophyceae; Sphaeropleales; Selenastraceae. The coding region runs from base 1 to 255 and encodes 84 amino acids. The transcript has a single exon.